Molecule: messenger RNA, 1263 nt
Organism: Kockovaella imperatae
Lineage: Eukaryota; Fungi; Basidiomycota; Tremellomycetes; Tremellales; Cuniculitremaceae
Product: Six-hairpin glycosidase-like protein
Exons: 5
Coding region: 1-1263 (420 amino acids)
Biological process (GO): carbohydrate metabolic process
Source: RefSeq, a predicted model, not a curated record
AUGACUCACCGGACACUGCUCGUCCUUGGACUGCUGGCGAGGUGGGCAGAGGCAACUCACCUCCGGCCGAGUAGAAUUCAACAAGUGUGGGAUGUGAUGAAUCAAAUUUCAGUCUACUCCUGGGAGAACGGCACUCGAGCCGAGGCACUGCUAGAGUACAACUAUCCAUCCCUGUCGCCCAUCUCAUCCAGUUCCCCUUUCCCAUUACCUCAAAACCUCAACACCGACCAAUUCAGCCAAGUCUACGACCUCGCCCACAUGACGAUGCAGAAUCGUAAUUCGUCCACAUCGACAGACUCGCCGUUUCAAGGAGCGACUCUUUUGCCAGAUGGUGCAGCUGGAGAUCCAGCAAGUCUUGGCAUUUCCGUGUUGCUGGCCAAUGUUAGCACGCACAAUGAGCAAGUCAAUGGGAUAGGGUACGGGGACGCGGCACGGGAAGAGCUCGACUACUUGUUGUACGAUGUUCCAAGGACCAGUAGCGGAGCCAUCUCUCAUCGUGCUGACCAAGCUCAACUCUGGUCCGAUAGCGUCUAUAUGGUCCCUCCUUUCUUGGCGUAUUAUGGAGUCUUGCAUAACAACCAAUCCCUCAUCCAAGAAGCCUAUACCCAAUGCUCACUCUACCGUCAAGCCUUGAAGACCGACAAUAACCUCUGGAUGCACAUUGUCGACGGGAGUGGAUUUCUCGAUUAUGGCUGUUGGGCGACGGGCAAUGGUUGGGCAGCCGCUGGAAUGCUGAGAGUCUUGGCGACCAUCAAAUACAGUCAAUUCUCCAGUGCUAUGCAGCAACAGCAGUCAGACUUGCAAUCCUGGAUCGAAGAGAUCCUCACAGCUGCCAGUGGCUACAUCAGCAAGAACGGUCUGCUGCACAACUAUAUCAAUGAUACUGGCACAUUUGAGGACGCGGCGUCUUCGGCUUUGUUCGCAGCCACUGGAUAUCGACUCUCAACCAUUGGGCUGACCAACGCACACGUCAACAUGUCCUCUCAAUUGUUGUCAGCCGUAUCAUCCAAAGUCAACUCCACAGGAUUCGUCACACAGGUAGUCGAUCCACUCAGUUUUGGCGAACAGGGCAAAGCAUCGCCCGAAGCCCAGAGCUUUCUCAUCAUGGCUUAUGCAGCAUUCAACGAUUGGAAUUCGACAGGCAGAGCAGGCAGUGGCGAUAGCGAUGACGACCCGUUAGGCAAUUACGGUGGCGCGACUACAAUAGACAGGCCAGUCGAGUUGAUCAUUGCUCUCGCCGCCUUGUUGUGGGCAGUGUUGUAG